AUGCCGGAGCCCCGCCCAGCUCCGCUGCAACUCCGUCCAAUGAGCGGACGAGCGGGGAGCUCAUCCGCACGGCGAUUGGUCGAGGCGGACGUCAGUCCGCAGGCGGGGCGGGGCGGAGGCUCGAAGUGCGGAGGCUGCGGGCUGCGCGGAGGUGCGGUGCAUGGGAUGGCAGGCAGGAGCCAGGACCGGAGCCUGCGGGAGGAGCUGACCUGUGCCAUCUGCUGCGAGCUCUUCAGGGAGCCUGUCAUGCUGGACUGCAUGCACCACUUCUGCAAGGCCUGCAUCCAGGGCUACUGGGACAGCUGUUCCCGUGUCCCCUCCUGCCCCCAGUGCCGCCGUGAGUUCCCCAGCCGGACUUUCCGCACCCACUACCUGCUGUCAGGGCUGGUGGAGAAGGUACGGCGCUGUGGUUCUGUGGAGCACCGGCACAGGAUGCAGAAGCACUUGGAAGAUGCUUUGCAAGCUCGUCAGAAGGAAAUGGAGAACUUUUUGAGGAGGAAGCAUGCAACAGAGGAACAUAUCUGUGGCCUGACGAAGGUGUCUGGGGAACUGAACUUGAAGAUCCGUACAGAGUUCGCCAACCUUCAUCAGAUCCUGGAGGAAGAGGAGAGAGCUGUUUUGGCAGAGCUGGGCGAAAAGGAAGAGCAGUCACUGGCACGGCUGCACGGGGAUGUUCACCGGCUGGAGGAGGGGAUGUCAGUGCUGCAGAGGGACAUAGAGCGCAUAGAGCAGACCCUGAGCAAGAUAGAAGAGGUGUCGUUGCUGGAGGUGGAGAGCCUGGAUAUCAGGCCCUCGGUGCGUGUUGAGACCCAGCCUGCCUUCGACCUGGAGCACUACAGGGACAGCCGCAGUGGCCCUUUGCAGUACAUCUUCUGGAGACGGAUGUUGAAGUCCAUCUGCCCUGCCCCUGCCCCACUCACUUUCGACCCUGAGUCAGCCCACCCCAACCUGGUCUUCUCCAGAGACCUGACGGCGGUGACAGAGAGGAAUCAAGCCCAGCCUGUCCCCAGCAGCCCCCGGCGCUUCCGUCAAUGUGUCAAUGUCCUGGGCUCACAGACCUUUGACAGCGGCCAGCACUACUGGGAGGUCUGGGUGGGCAGCAAAACAAAGUGGGACCUGGGGGUGGCUGCCGAGGCUGUGGACCGGGCAGUGAAGGUCAAGCUGUGCCCUGAGAAUGGCUACUGGACGCUUCGCCUGCGGAACAGGACGGAGUACUGGGCCACCACCACCCCCUGGGUGCGCCUGACUCCCUGCCGGCCUCCCCGGAAAGUGGGGGUCUUUCUGGACUGCCGGGAGGGCACCGUCACCUUCUUCGAUGCUGGGAACAUGUCCCACCUCUUCACCUUCCACCAGGUCACUGCAGAGAGAUACUGCCCCUUCUUCAGCACCUGCUUCAGUGAUGGGAGGGAAAACAUGGAGCCCAUGCGCCUCUGCCACCUGGCCCUGUGAGGGACGGGGGAGUGGGGUGCUUUGGGCACACCAGCCUGGCACACCUCUCCCUUCAGAGCUGCUGGAGGGCUGCCUGGGGCUAUGCUGGAGGCUGAUCUUGUACAUAUGGACCUGGUGGGUGUUGGGGGGCUGGUUUAGUUUCAUUUUGGGGAGGGAGGAGGAGGUUGAGUCUCUUCCCAGCUCCUGUCUGCCCUCCCUUCUGUGUGCUGUGGUCUGUGGGUACUGCACUGCAUUCCAGGAGGUGCCUGGCACCCCUUGAACAACCUUCUAUCCCUGAGGAUUGCACAGUUCAGUAACUACCGCCACAGGGCUGCAGUGGAGGUGGCUGCAGGCUGUGUGCACCUCCUGUCCCUCUGUGCUCCCACCCUGUGGAGGAGGGGGGCAGUGGUCCCAGAUCACUGUCGGGUGCUUCUUGACACUCAACUCUGUCCCUGGGGUGGGCUUCCUCUGCUGGAGGAGCUUUGUGGGGAAGGGCUCCAGGCUGGCAGCAGAGGGAGCUCAGUGCACGGUGUGGGACCCACUGCAGCCCAGGGACUUCUGGUGCUGUCUCCCUUCAACUGAAAUCACUAUUAAAAUUCAUUAGAAAUA
Phalacrocorax carbo (great cormorant) is the source of this 2037-nucleotide messenger RNA. Lineage: Eukaryota; Metazoa; Chordata; Aves; Suliformes; Phalacrocoracidae. The record is from RefSeq and is a predicted model, not a curated record.